Messenger RNA from Ostrea edulis (European flat oyster), 1002 nucleotides. RefSeq lists its product as uncharacterized. Gene Ontology annotation, molecular function: protein dimerization activity. The transcript has 3 exons. The record is from RefSeq and is a predicted model, not a curated record. Bases 1 to 1002 code for a protein of 333 amino acids. Lineage: Eukaryota; Metazoa; Mollusca; Bivalvia; Ostreida; Ostreidae.
AUGGAGCAGAUGGCCAUGAUUUUGAGAUUUUUUGACAAAGAGAAGGGGAGUGUGAGGGAAGAAUCUGUUGUUUUCUCCAAGGUGAACAAGACAACGGGCGAGGAAUUGGCUAAUGCUUUUUUGGAAAAUCUUAGGAAUCUUGGGGUAACUAUAGAUAAAUUGAGAGGUCAAUGCUACGAUGGUGCUGCCAACAUGUCGGGGGAGGAGCUGAAGGAAAAUGACGAAGCAAAGGCUUCAAUGGAGAAAAGACAGAAACUGCAGACACUGUGUGAAACACGAUGGGCUUCUCGAGCAAAUGCUUUAUUUACAUUUAAAGCAUCACUCGAAGUCAUAGAUGAUGCUCUUCAUCGAUUAGCUAAUAUGUCUGACACGAAAGCGCGAGUCUAUACAUGUUCAAUUGAAAGGUUUGAUUUCAUUCUCCCUCUUAUUGUUUGCGAACAUGUUUUACAAAUUCUGGCACCUCUCUCGGAAAUGCUCCAAUCUAAAGCCUCCGAUCUUAUCGAGGCAAUGAAGGAAACAAGGGCAGUCUAUGCCGUUAUUCAAAAUGAGCGUAACUAUGGCACGGUGUGGGACGCAUUGUAUGAAUCGGCUGUCCAGUUAGCUGCCACAAUUGGCACUUUCAGUGCUGACAUCCCAGCCCAAGCUGCCGUAUUUCAUACAGAAAUAAAAAGGUGGAUCGCAAGAUGGUCAUUGGAAGAUCCAGGCAAUUUGCCUUCGACACUUCAGAGUACAUUACAUGGCAUUAAUCCAAAUCUCUACCCGAACAUUUUCAAUGUACUGUCUGUUUUGAUAUCAAUGCCAGUGUCCACUGCAUCAGCUGAACGAUCUUUCAGUGUCAUGAGGCGAGUGAAGAGCUACCUGAGAUCAACAAUGACCACCGAACGUCUGUCGGGGCUGGCCAUGCUUCACGCACAUAAAGACAUGGGGGUGGACACGGAAGCAGUGGUACGAGAUUUUGCCCAGGGGAAAAGUAGACGCCUUGUCUUUUUGUUCAACAAUUAG